AUGGAGGAGGCUUUCAAACGGCCCCAAGAUUUAAAAAAACAUCAUAAGAUUCACUGUGAAAGUCAUAGGGAACAGUUAAUUUCAAUGAAACAUCACCGAAUCGUUAAAAGACUUUUAGGUCCUCUUACUUAUCAUCCUUAUCUUCCAACUUCAAACCUUUUUCGUGCGGAACGUAACAAUUAUCCUUAUCCAUCUUGCCAUCCUAAAAUUUCUAAUGCUCCUCCAGUAAAUCAUCUAGAGCCUCCAUCAAACUUAACUUACAUAAAGCAUUAUGAAAUACCUUACCAACCAGAUACAAUAAGAGCAUAUAUUCCUAAUUCCAUGAAUAUGUUGGAAGCCUGGAGAGACAAGAGGACCAACGAAAGAUUACCUUCAAUUUCUUCGAUUAUUGACUCUACAUUCCUAUCUCCUUCAAAGGAAUUUUCUCUUAGAAAUUAG
Racocetra fulgida is the source of this 438-nucleotide messenger RNA. Lineage: Eukaryota; Fungi; Glomeromycota; Glomeromycetes; Diversisporales; Gigasporaceae. The record is from the annotation of a GenBank genome assembly.